AUGACGUCUUUACACAGAGUUCAGAGGGUGAAGAAGGGCAUUGAACAAGAGGUUCUAGAUCUCUGGCCAAGGGCCUGGACGGGCGCGCUUCUCUCCAGCUCUGCGGCGAUUCGGUUCAGCAGGCGCCUUCUGAAGGCCUACUACGUGCGGGGUUUGCGGGCCUCCCAGGCCCAGAGCGUCCUGUCGUUCCGUAAGGACCCACACAGGAGGCAGAACCUCUGGAGGGAGAAAGGAUGCGUGGAGCUGUGUGCGCGCUUUUCCCACCUCCUCGACUGCACGUCGGGCUCUCGGGAAGGGAGCCCGACCUUUGCUUCGCUUUGUCCCCUCCGCAGCCCCGAAGGCUGUCCUCCGAGCGCAGGCGCCCCGCUCACACCUGCUGCCCCGCACGGAACGGAGCAGAGCGAAGCCAGGCGCCGGAGGAGGAGCGUGAGGCCCGCCGCUCUCGGGGCCGGCCAGGUUUUCCCGCUCUCACCCCUCCUCGCGGGCCUCCCUCCCUCCCGGCGCCCCCGGGAGCGGAACGCGCGGGGAGACCCGGGCGGCGGGCCCCGAGGUUCCGUGCGAGGCGGGGCGGCACUGGCCGCCGACCCGGCCCAGGCCUCCCGCGCCUCCCCCGCGCCCCCCGAAGCCCCCCUCCAGGGAGGCGGGUCCUGGGGGAGACCCGGCACCGGCCCCGCGCGGCGCAGCCCCCGCGCGCCCCGAGCCCCGCGCUCGCCGCCUGGCAGCCCCGCAGGCAGGCGCCGGCCCGGCCGGGAGGUGGUGCUAGCCUCCCCGCGCCCGGGCCCGCGCGUUGCCGAGCAGCCGCUCCGAGGCUCCGAAGGGGGCGGAGCGGCGAGGCCGGCGUGCGGCUGGCGGCCCCUGUCCGCGGUUCCGGCCCCCGGCCCGCCCCCGCCUCGCCGGCCUCCCUCCGCGCCGGUGCGCGGCGCCCGGUCCCAGCCGCAGCCGCAGCGGCCGCCCCUCCCGGGCCCGACAGCGCCGAGCCCCGAGGCCGGGCCGGGGCGCCGGUCGGGACUGCCGGGGGCGCGGCGCCGACGCCGAGGCGCGGCCAUGGAGGGGAAGACCCGCGCCGGGGUCGCGCUGGUCCCGGGGCCGAGCGGCCGCGGGCCUUCCGCCCGCCGCGCCCGCCGCCUCCGCCGCCGCCCGGGGCUGCUGCUCCCCGGCCUCUGGCUGCUGCUGCUGGCCCGGCCGGCCUCGUGCGCCCCAGAUGAGCUCUUCCUGGAACAGGGAAACCUCUCUUUAUCCUCUGUGGAGCUCAUGAUGAAGAAAAGCACCGAGCACAGCACUGCACACGUGGCCUUAACAGAAACUGCCCCAGGGUCCCAGCAAAGCAGUUCUCUCCAUGUCAUAUCCUCUCCAUCUGCCACUAUUUUUGAUACAAUCUUUUUUAACCAAGGAACACUGACCCAAAGUAUAGCCGAUCACAGCAUCUUGGUGGCAAAUUAUGUGUCGAUGAUGAGCAAUGCGGGGGUCAGAGAUGACGAUGAAAUGGAUAACUUUUUGCCAGAAGCUCCCUGGACCACUUCCCGCGCGGUUUCUCCGAUCCAGUAUCUCCCGCUCAGCCCGCCAGUGCCGACUCCAUCUUCACCCAUUACUUCUUUACGAGACGAACAGAUGACAUCAGCCUGGCAACACACAGUGCAACAGCCAACAGCGUACACUGAAUCCCCUAGUCAUUUCAGUGCUUUUCGGUCAGCUUUUCCCACAUCUGGGGGCAUACUUCCAACUCCUAGUAGGAACUUGGUGCUUUAUCCUACUGAUGCUUAUGGGCACUCAGCAAGCAGGACUUUGCCGGAGAUCAUGGCUUCAGGCACGGGGGAGGUAGAACCCCUUCUUUCCAGCUCUCUGUCUGCAGAGCCUCUGCUCUUAGGCAGUGGCCUUACUCAGCAGCCGUUUCCCUCCUGGGCGGAGGUCCCACCGCCGGCAGAGGAUCUUCUGGCCACAGGCACCGACAGAUACCCCGAGGCAACCACGGCUCCGAGUCCCAGUCUACAAGGAACCAUCCUCUCUAGAACAGACCCUGCUGCGGCUCUGGCAUGGACAGCCCUCCCUUGUAGCAGCGGCAGCCCCAAUUCGGCUUUGUCCUUCUCUCCUCCUGCCUCCGUGUCCUUUUCUCCCCAAUCAGCCGAUGUUCCUUUUCACCCCUUUCUUCCUGGCAGCUCCAGGGAGCCGUCGGAGCUGCCGGGUGAGGUGGCGGUGGCCCCAAGUCUCGUGGACGACCCUGGGGUCCUGAGCCCGGUGUCGUCUCGGAGACCGUACACGUGGUGCGUGUCCUGCCGCGUGACGUCGCCUCGGCCCGUCGCGUCAGCCAGCCUCCCCGAGGGGGAAGACGUGGGCUCGGGGGACGGCGCCGAGACCCUGUCGGUGACCACCCCGGAGGCCAGCGGCGUCCUUCCGCCCAGCCCCGGAGUGGCGGACUUCUCCGAAUUCGAAUUCGAAGAGGAGCCCCAGCCAUUCAAUACGCUUUUCCCCUCCCGGCCGGUGGUUGCGCUCUCCUCUCCCUCCGUGGGCAUCUCGGCCGCCGAGGGGGGUGUGGGACGAGUCGGGACCACCCGGGCGCCUCUUGCCCGCAGCCACCUCUCCGCGCCCGUGUCGCUCGAUCCUGCUCCCUCGGGCUGGUCCCCUGUCCCCGAAGAAGCAUCGGGAGCGCCGUCGCCAUCGAGUGGGACAGCUGGGCUCCCUUGGGUCUUCAGCAACGUGCUCCCCGCCUCCUCCGUCCCGGGCACAGCCGGCCAGCACCGCGGCCCGCCCGCGGCCGGAGACGCACGUCCUUCCCCGUCCUCCGCCCCGGACCCACCGGCGGGGCCUUCGCGGCUCCUUGACCUCGAACCUGGCAGCUUCUCUGCGCCCCACACUGGUGGGGUUUUGGAGUCCUCGUCCGGUUUUUUCUCCACUCCGCCGCUAGAGUUCAGCAGCCUGGCCCUCUCGUCUUCAGAAGCACUUGCCUCUCCGUCCGCCCCGUCUAUGGGGCCAGCGGGAGACCCGGCCGCCGUCACCGCUCAGGCCUUCUCCACCUCCGCUGAGACGCUCGCCUGGUCCGACGCUCCCCGCGGGCCCUCCACGCCGCUUUCCCUUCCCAAUUCCACAGCCUCUGGCUCUUCCCAGCUCUGGCCGAGUUCAGACCUUCUCAUAAGCACCUUCACGUUCCUUCCUGGCUACUCUGAAGGGUUGCUCCCCUCCAGCUUCCCUUGGGACUCUCUCAAGUUCUCUGAAGCAGCCACGGUUUCCCUGACGGGUCCCGGCGCCCACUUUACCUCAGCCCUCACUGCAACUACCUCCUCCUAUUUUGAGUUAUCGCUCAUGGCUGGUGAAUCUGCGGUCACCACGCUGGUGCCCUCUGGUUCUGAGCCCGCCCUUGACAUUCUGACUCUUGGGACUCACUCACCAACAUCUUGGACGGCUUUUCCUACGACACCCAUUUUAGCAGAAUCUUCUCUCCUUCCGUCUCUGACUCCAGCACCUCCAAGUGAGCAUGUCAGUGCUAUGGGUGACCACACACCUGUCUUGCCCUCUUUCUCCAAAGUCCUUCCUGGCACCACACUCCUGGUCACUGAUGGGUACCUGUGGUCAGCAUCCUCCUUGGCUCCUGAGGUGAUCCCCUCACCUCUCCCUACAGAGCCAAUGUUUGUGGGCCCGUCAUUCCCACCCACAGAUUUACCAGUGAACACCACCAUGGAACUGAACUCACCCAACACCAGUGUUGCCCCCGAUCGUACUGUUGACAGCACCCCGAGCAGCAGGGGUGACACUGCAAGUCAGACCCCCCCGGAGAACAGUUCGGCACGACCCCCGCCAUCCCUUCAUCCUGUGCCCACCUCUACUUCUGAAACAAUGGUUGACACUCCAGCGCUGGUAACCACCAAGCCGCCAUAUGUGUGUGAUAUUACGGUUCCGGAUGCCUAUUUGAUCACAACUGUGCUGGCCAGGAGAGCCGUGCACGAGUACAUCAUCACGGCCAUCAAAGAAGUGCUGAGGAUUCACUUCAACCGAGCAGUGGAGCUCAAGGUUUAUGAACUGUUCGCUGACUUCACUUUCCUGGUCACAUCUGGACCUUUCGUUUACACAGCAAUAUCAGUGAUAAAUGUACUUAUAAACAGUAAACUUGUACGUGACCAAACUCCUUUAAUCCUGGCUGUGAAACCUUCCUUCCUUGUGCCAGAGUCCAGGUUCCAAGUUCACACGGUUCUUCAGUUCGUGCCUCAGAGUGUGGAUACCGGCUUUUGCAACUUCACCCAGCACAUCGAGAAAGGCCUGAUGAUAGCUCUUUCUGAAGUGAGAAAACACCACCAGGGGACGCAUAACUUCUCCGUGCAGAUCCUGAAUAUCACUAUGGGUGCUUCAAGGCCGGCCCCUCGGCGGGGCCCGGUCAAUAUCAUCUUUGCAGUCAGAGGCACGCGGGGGUUUUUGAACGGGACAGAAGUGAGCCAGCUGCUCAGGAACUUGAGCGUGGUGGAGUUCAGUUUCUACCUGGGGUACCCCGUGCUCCAGAUCGCAGAACCCUUCCAGUACCCACAGCUGAACUUAUCUCAGUUGUUGAAAUCCUCCUGGGUGAGAACAGUUCUCCUGGGCGUCGUGGAGAAGCAGCUCCAGAAUGAAGUGUUUCAGGCCGAGAUGGAGCGCAAGCUGGCCCAACUGCUCAGUGAGGUGUCCACGCGGAGGCGGAUGUGGAGAAGGGCCACCGUCGCUGCUGGGAACAGCGUGGUGCAGAUGGUCAACGUGUCAAGGCUAGAGGGAGAAGACAAUCCUGUGCAGCUCAUCUACUUUGUGGAGGAUCAAGAUGGAGAAAGACUCAGUGCAGUCAGGUCUUCAGAUCUGAUUAACAAGAUAGAUAUCCAGAGAGCAGCCAUUAUCUUGGGUUACCGCAUUCAAGGUGCUGUUGCCCAACCCUUGGACAGAGUGAAGAGGCCGUCCCCCGAGUCCCAGAGCAGCAACCUCUGGGUCAUUGUGGGCGUGGUCAUUCCAGUGCUGGUGGUCAUGGUGAUUGUCGUCAUCCUGUACUGGAAACUCUGCCGCACGGACAAGCUGGACUUCCAGCCUGACACGGUGGCCAGCAUCCAGCAGCGCCAGAAGUUGCAGAUCCCUAGUGUGAAGGGCUUUGACUUUGCUAAGCAGCAUCUGGGUCAGCACAAUAAAGACGACAUCCUGAUGAUUCACGAGCCAGCACCACUGCCCGGACCUGUGAAGGACCACACCACGCCCUCUGAAAACGGAGAUGUGCCGAGCCCCAAGGCCAAGAUCCCCUCCAAGAACGUCCGUCACAGAGGAAGAGUUUCUCCCUCGGAUGCUGACUCUACCGUAAGCGAGGAGUCCGGUGAGAGGGACGCGGGAGACAAGACGCUGGGAGCGGUGAACGAGGUCCAGCCCCACAGAGCUCCACAGAGCGGGCCACCACCGCCCAGUUCGGGAAAUGAGCAGCACUCGUCUGCCUCCAUCUUCGAGCAUGUGGACAGGCUGUCCCGGUCCUCGGAGGCCAGCCGGCGGGUCCCCAGUAAGAUACAGCUGAUUGCCAUGCAGCCCAUCCCGGCACCUCCGCUCCAGCACCCUGGAUUGGCCGACCGGGUGGCUGAAACCAACAAAAUUAACAAAGAGAUCCAGACGGCGCUGCGGCACAAGUCCGAGAUCGAGCACCAUCGGAACAAGAUCCGGCUCCGUGCCAAGCGCCGCGGUCACUACGAGUUCCCGGUGGUGGACGACCUGUCCUCGGGUGACACGCGCGAGCGGCACCGCGUGUACCGCAGGGCGCAGAUGCAGAUUGACAAGAUCCUGGACCCCACGGCCAGCGUGCCCUCUGUGUUCAUAGAGCCCCGGAAGAGCUCCAGGAUAAAGCGAUCUCCCAAACCACGCCGGAAACACCAGGUCAAUGGCUGUCCCGGCGAUGCUGAGAAGGACAGACUCAUCACCACAGACAGCGACGGCACUUACAAAAGGCCCCCCGGGGUGCACAACUCUGCCUACAUCGGUUGCCCGUCCGAUCCCGACCUCCCGGCCGACGUACAGACACCGUCGUCAGCUGAGCUGGGGAGGUAUCCAGGCCUGCCCUUCCCAGCCUCCCAGUAUAUCCCGCCCCAGCCGUCAAUCGAGGAGGCGCGCCAGACCAUGCACUCCCUCCUGGACGACGCCUUUGCCCUCGUGGCCCCCAGCAGCCAGCCUGCCAGCGCUGCGGUCGCAGGCCCUGGGGUCCCAGCCGUCCUGCCUGUGAACAGCACCCCUUCCCGGGAUGAGAGGCGAGCCACCCAAUGGGGGUCCUUCUACAGCUCUGCUCAGACGGCCAACAACCCAUGUAGCAGAUAUGAAGACUAUGGAAUGACUCCCCCAUCAGGCCCAUUGCCGAGACCAGGUUUUGGCCCCGGUUUGCUGCAGUCUUCGGAGCUCAUGCCCCCGGAGCCCCAGCAGCCACAGACGUCGGCUGAAGCCCCGUUCACCGCCCGAGGGAUCUACUCGGAGGACGUGCCAUCGGUGGCCCGGCCACGGCCUGUCGGGGGCACUACAGGCUCCCAGAUUCAGCACCUGACACAGGUGGGAAUUGCAAGCAGAAUUGGAGCCCAGCCAGUGGAAAUCCCACCCAGCAGAGGUGGCCAGUAUGGGGGACCCGGCUGGCCUUCAUAUGGGGAGGAUGAAGCUGGCCGAAGAGAGGCUACGCACGUGCUUGGACAUCAGGAGUACUCUAACUCACCGCUGUUCCAGGUGCCAAGGACUUCAGGCAGGGAGCCCUCCGCUCCUCCCGGGAACCUCCCGCACAGGGGGCUGCAGGGCGCGGGGCUGACUUACACCACCAGCUCCACGGAAGACCUCCAGCCCGGCCACUCUUCAGCUUCACUCAUCAAAGCGAUCCGCGAGGAGCUGCUCCGGCUUUCCCAGAAACAGACCGCCGUGCAGAACUUCCACAGCUGAUCGGCAUCGCCUUGCAAAUUUGCCAAGUAUCCGCUUCCCGUGGAAGCAAGACUAAACGGAAAUCAAUGAAAUGGGUGUUGGUGAGAGAACGCGCCUCUCCUGGGCUAGGUGCCCGUGCGAGGGAGCAAGUGGCAAAGUUAGAAGAUGCCAUAAGUCACGGGACGGCUCACGAUGCUUUUAAUAAGUGGGCAAUUUUUUGACCACUUGGGUUGUAGUCGACAUGUACAUACUUUUGGCCAAAAGCCAGCAGCAUUUCUUGAAGGCGAACCACAAACCUAAGCUAACGAAAAAAAUAAUCACUAAAUUCAUCUCCUUUUUAAAGGUAAAAGGUGGAAAUGUGUAGAUGGUAUAGGGAUGAACAGAAUCGAGCAUUUCCUUGGGAAGGUGUGAUUCAGACUGGUUUGUAUGAUGAACUUGCUGGUUUGUUUUCUGAGAAAAGAGAUUUGAAGACAUUUUAUUAACAGCUUGAUUUCCCUCUUUUUCUCCAUAGGAACUUAUUUUAAUAGUCAUGUUAACAACAAAAAUACUAAGACUGUUUGGGAAUUAAAAAAGCUACUAGUGAGAAACCAAAUGAUAGAUUGUAGAGCCUGAUGAUUCCAAAAGAAGCCAUCAUCUGCAUUUUUCCUUCUUCUUCUGGUGCUACAGCUCCGAGGGCCCCUCCACCUUUAUGUCUGUGAAAUGCAACUUUGGUUUUUGCAGUGGAAGAACACGCUGAAGAUUUCAUUUUGUUCUAGAAAGAAAAAAAACAACCAACCUCCCAAACGGGCUAG
Lontra canadensis (Northern American river otter) is the source of this 7655-nucleotide messenger RNA. Its product is annotated as KIAA1549 ortholog. The transcript is spliced from 21 exons. The coding region runs from base 1 to 6885 and encodes 2294 amino acids. NCBI's taxonomy places the organism in Eukaryota, Metazoa, Chordata, Mammalia, Carnivora, Mustelidae. The record is from RefSeq and is a predicted model, not a curated record.